Gavia stellata (red-throated loon) is the source of this 2136-nucleotide messenger RNA. RefSeq names its product WD repeat containing planar cell polarity effector (gene WDPCP). Gene Ontology annotation, biological process: cilium organization; establishment of protein localization; nervous system development. Gene Ontology annotation, cellular component: axonemal basal plate. NCBI's taxonomy places the organism in Eukaryota, Metazoa, Chordata, Aves, Gaviiformes, Gaviidae. Gene Ontology annotation, molecular function: protein binding. The coding region runs from base 1 to 2136 and encodes 711 amino acids. The transcript is spliced from 17 exons. The record is from RefSeq and is a predicted model, not a curated record.
AUGUCUUUCUGCCUGACUGAGAUGUUCCUGUGGUCUUUGAAGACUAACUUACAUAUUAGAGAUGAAGAUAUUGGGAUCCACCAGUACUAUGACAAGAAAGAACCAGCAUCACAGAUGAAGCAUGGUUGCUCAGAAGAGGAGCAAAAGCCAGCAGAAUCUCGAGAUUAUCCUUGGAUACUGAAAAACAAGCGACCAGACAAACUGCGAGAUGCGCUCAAGGAGGUAGAGGACUUAAUGCAAAACAGUCAAUGUAUGCUGAGCAAAUGGAAGAACAAACACAUCUGUCAGCUCCUCUUUCACUCGGGGGUGUUGGUGUCCCUAAGCCUUUCUGGGCCCCAGCUGGAGAGAGUGGUGAUUGACAGGACCCUGGUGGGGAAGCUCAUCUCCGACACCAUCAGUGACGCUGUUCUUACAGACAAUUUCAUCAUCUUGUCAUUUGAGGACCAUAACCAACUGUGCCUUAUUCAGUUUACAAAGAAGAUGGAUUCUCCUGAUGUAAACAAAAGACUGGAAAAACUUUCUUGUUUGGACUUUAAGAUUUCUUACGUUGAUAUACUUGGACCAGAAGGUAGAAGGAUGAAACGGCACCUGGCAAUAAACUGUAUGCAAGAUAUGGUCAUUUGCUGGUGGUCAGCAACUAGUGAUGGAGCAUGGCCUUGGUCUCCUAUUUCCUGUGAGAGGGACAGAGCCAACCUAUUGCUGUUAGGCUGGGCACAUGGCAAACUGGAGGUUCUGAGUUACGUCCGUACAGAAUGGGAUCCACUCGAUGCUAGCUUCAGCACUAAUCAGCCUUAUCAAGUUUACACAGUAGAGCACUCCGUCUCCCCGGACAAAGAGCCCAUGGCUGACAGCUGCGUCUACAAGUGCGUGAGGAACAAAAUCCAGUGUGCGACAGUCACCAGAAUACCGCUACGAUCCAAGGCCAUCAGCUGUUGCAGAGACGUUACAGAAGACAAACUAGUCCUGGGUUGUGAAGAUUCGUCGAUCAUUCUGUACGAAGCCUACAACCAAGUGACUCUGUUAGCCCAAGCAGAACUGUUGCCUGCUUUAAUAACCUACCACCCUUCCGGAGCCAUAUUCAUGGUUGGUAGCUCUCAAGGGGAGCUGCAAGUUUUUGACACAGCACUGUCCCCAAUUAAAAUUCAGCUCUUAGCACAAGACUAUUCACCUGAGGCAACUCUGCAAUUCAGUAAACACUUUGACGUGCCUAGCAGCCUCAUCCAGAUCCAGUGGGCUGCUCCUCAAGUUGCGUCUGCCAGCACUGACGGCAGAGAUAUUCAUGAUCUUUUGUUGGUUAGAUUCGACAAAGGACCCUUAGGAGUACUUCACUUUAAACUCGGUGUGAUCACAAAAGGACAGCUGGGCCUUGUGGAAAUCAUCCACCAGUACAUUCGUUAUGAUGAGAUACACGAGGCAAUUAAUGUCCUCAACACCAUGAACUGGAACACGAUGGGCCGUCAGUGUUUCAUGUGCUUGAGUGCCAUUGUCAAUCACCUUCUUAAACAGAAGCUUACACCAGACAGAGAAGCACAGCUUGAGGCAAGCCUUGGAACCUUUUAUGCUCCAACAAGACCCCUCUUGGAUACAACCGUGCUGGAGUACAGGGACCCAAUCAGCAGAUACGCGAGAAGGUUCUUCCACCACCUGCUCAGGUAUCAGAGAUUUGAGAAAGCGUUUCUGCUAGCUGUUGACAUAGGUGCUCGGGACCUUUUUAUGGACAUCCAUUACCUUGCGCUAGAUAAGGGUGAAUUCGCACUAGCUGAAGUGGCAAAGAAAAAGGCUAAUGACAUUGAUGCAGAAUCAAUAACUACUGGAAUUGAACUUCUGGGGCAGUCAGACGAAGAAGACCCAUCUCGCAAAGCUUUCGUUGGCCGAUCUUCAGAGCACGGAGGAGAAUGUGACCCCCCGGCUCCCGGUCCAGCCAUCAGACCACCAGUGCAGAGCUGCUCCCGCAGACCCACCAGCCGCAGACAGGCAGAGGACACGGAGUGUAAGCCCGGAGCUGAUGGCCACACCGCCUCCCCGACGGGGAAACCCUUUUCCAGCAGCCGGGAAGGAAAUUUGAGAGCAGUUCCUACAGAGCAGGAGACUGGAGGCAGCGGGUCACUCAAAGUCGUGCACUUGGGGCUGGUGUGA